Messenger RNA from Myxocyprinus asiaticus (Chinese sucker), 1305 nucleotides. RefSeq names its product tumor necrosis factor ligand superfamily member 6-like. Gene Ontology annotation, cellular component: membrane. Gene Ontology annotation, biological process: positive regulation of canonical NF-kappaB signal transduction; extrinsic apoptotic signaling pathway via death domain receptors; immune response. Gene Ontology annotation, molecular function: tumor necrosis factor receptor binding. The coding region runs from base 36 to 842 and encodes 268 amino acids. The record is from RefSeq and is a predicted model, not a curated record. NCBI's taxonomy places the organism in Eukaryota, Metazoa, Chordata, Actinopteri, Cypriniformes, Catostomidae. The transcript is spliced from 4 exons.
UCACACCCUCACACACUUUUCUGAGCAGUGCAAACAUGAGCGGUAACUUUGGCCACCCGUCUCCUCCGGUGUUCAUGGUUGAUUCUGGUGGAGGUCAUCCUAAACAGCAUCAGUAUUACCAUGAGCAGAUGCAUGGACGGACAGAUCCAGCCCUGGUACCCUGCUGGACUUUUCCCCCUGCCCGAGCUGAGUUGAAGAGAAGGGGCUGGGGGAGAAUUAAUUUUGGGAUGGCUUGGAUACUGACUUUGAUACUCCUGGUGGUUUUUGCCGCCCUGGGACUGGGAGCCUACCAAAUCCUAAGAUUACAGACUGAAUUGGAGAGGCUGACACAGGAAAUACCCACACAAAUUCAGAGUUUUGCUCCACAAAGACAAGUUGGCCUAAAACCAGCAGAGACGGACAAGACCAAACAAAAGGCAGCUGCACAUCUGAUAGGCUGUGCAAAGCAGAGCACAUCAUCUAGAACUCUGCAAUGGGAAGCAAUACAUGGCGAGGCCUUCACAGACGGCGUCAAGUACAGCAACGGCGGCCUUCAAGUCAGUGAGACUGGCUUGUACUUUGUUUACUCUCGUGUGGAGUUUGUUGCACGCACUUGCAGUCCCACGGACUCUCGCACUCACAUUGUCUUUGUUAAGAGAAAUGGCAAUGAGGUGACACUCAUGGAAGAUCAUCGAGAUGGCUUCUGUUUGGCAGGGAGCAAGCAGCCGUGGACGUCUGGCAGUCAUCUCGGCUCUCUUCAGCACCUCAAGCAGUCCGACUGGCUGUUUGUUAAUGUGUCACACCCCCAUUUGCUCAGCACCAACUAUCAUCAUAAUUAUUUUGGCAUCUUCAAGAUCCACUGAUCAUGGUGGUCCUGUAGGUGAAGAUAAGGGGAUGCUUAGAUCAUGAAAUAGGUUAAGAUUGUGAGUUCAGAUAGAGAUCAGUGCUCUUUUUUGGACUCUUUCUACAUAGGUCACCAGCAUAUGUUGUGUUUUGGACGCUGGUAUGCUUAUGUUCCCAGCUGUCUUUUCAGCAGGGUAAUUUACCCUGAGCUCCCAAGUGCUUCAUCAGAAUCCAUGCCAUAAUUGCAGUGCAACAUUUCCGCUUGGAACUGUCAAAUGAUAUUUGACUUUGAUCAGUAUGUAGCGCAUUUGGUAUACAAAAAAGUUUUCAGAAUGAACACUACUAUGCUGCUGUAUCAUGAAAAUGUUAAAUAUAGAUUAAAUAUAAAAUAAUAAUAAAUUAAAUUAUAAGUAUUUAUUAUCUGUGGGUAAAAAGUCUUAUUGUGUACUAAUGUGAACAAUGGUCAUAUUGACUGAUAAUGAG